Molecule: messenger RNA, 2158 nt
Organism: Helianthus annuus (common sunflower)
Lineage: Eukaryota; Viridiplantae; Streptophyta; Magnoliopsida; Asterales; Asteraceae
Exons: 2
Coding region: 343-2049 (568 amino acids)
Source: RefSeq, a predicted model, not a curated record
UUUUACUUCAAAAAAAUAACUACUUCGCGCUAAAUUAGCGAACAUAUACCUACAUACUGUCUAACGUCAUCUUGAUUCGAUGUCUAUGAAAGACGUCUAUCGAAUAACGUAUAUGAACCAUGUAGACGUAACGUAGACAAAGACAAUCGUACGUCCGCACGCGGCUACUGACCGCCACGACCCCGGCCCCAUUCCUAGAGUUCCCAAAAAUGUCAAUUCAGGUAUAAAAACACCUUCUCCUUCCUCCUCGUAUUUUAUUUUUCAAACUAAACGAGUCCAUACACCCAACCCAUUUCCCCUACAAACAAAGAACCCCCCGUUUCUUGAUCACAACUCACAAACAUGUCACCGGAAAAACCAAUCAACACACCAUUACUCCUCCGGUCAACCAUCAACUGUUCUUUCAGGGUCUUAAUCCUAUCCAUUCUUCUCGGCCUAAUGAUCUUCUGGGGCACUGACGGUUUCGACACUUUCAAUAUCACCAAUCUCCACAAAGAUUCCACCAUCUUCAACCUCUCUCCCACUAAACCCCACCAAGAUUUCACCCAAAACCUGCAACAACUCACCCCCACAAACCCACUGAGCCUCAACUCAGUUUCCACCGAGUCACACUCCGGCUACUCAUCCACCCUCCUUUCCCGCUGGAUCGCUCCCGGUGGUUCCCCAUGCAAAGAUUCAAUCACAGAUAAUAUCGAUAUCCAUGGUUUGGAUAACAUUAACCGGAAUAUUGAAUUAUCCACCGGAGAUAUCCACGAAUAUGUUAUCCAAAGUUUGGAUAGCUCCGGAAACCCCCGGUGUUUGGGUGGUGAUUAUUUCGAAACCGAUUUAUCAAGUGCCACGUGGAAAUCACGUCCUCCGGUUAAAGAUUUUGGCAAUGGAAGUUACCAAAUUACCCUCCAAGUUCACCCUGAUUUCGCCGGAGAUUUUAACCUAACGGUAAUUCUGUUGUUCAGUAACUACCAGGGGUUAAAACUUUCACCGGAGAGAUUUGCAAUUGACAAAACUCUCCGUACAGUUCCGAUCAAGUUUAAAAAGUUAAACUCAAUCUCAACCGUUGGAUUACCGGAGUUAAAACUAUGUAAGAGAUCAGAUUAUGUGACGGACGUGUGGGCCGGGCGGUGGACCCGUCACGCUAAAAACGAGAAAUGCGUCAUUAGUAAUGACGGACGUUACCGGUGUUUAAACCAUGACUAUCCGUGCACGCGUCCGUGGUGUGACGGACACUUGGGGGUUUUAGAGAGUAAUGGGUGGAUUUACUCUACUCACUGCUCUUUUAAGUUGUAUAAUUCAGGUUUGGUUUCGGAUUCGGAUUUAGUUUGGAACUGUUUGAACAACUGUUGGUUGUUCUUUUGGGGGGAUUCGAAUCAUUGUGACACGAUUCGAAACAUGUUAAAUUUCAUACUAGGUUAUGAAAUCGGAGUUGUGUCACGUCGGUUUGAUAUGAACAUUACAAACCCUAGAAACGGGUCUCAGUCGUUUCGGAUAACUAACGUGUUUAAUGGUCAUUAUAACGUUACGGGUAACUAUCAAGGGUUGAAUUCGCUUUACAACGUCGGUUAUCGUAGGUUUUUAACCGAUUAUUUCUCGGGAGAGCGUGUUCCGGAUACAAUAAUCAUGAAUUCAGGUUUGCACGACGGGGUUUACUGGCCGAAUUUGAGGAGAUUUAUAAAGGGGGCAACGGAUGCUGCCGCGUUUUGGGCCGGGGUAUUGGAGGGGGUGAGGCGGCGUAAUGUGGUGGUGCCGAAGGUGGUGUAUAGGACGGCGGUGGCGACGGGUGGUUACGCAAGGAAAUUGGUGUUUAAUCCUAGUAAAAUGGAGGCGUUUAAUGGUGUUUUUGUUGAUAAGUUGAGGGAGUUUGGGGUGAUUGAUUAUGUUGUGGAUCAUUUUGAUAUGACUUACGUUUGGCAUUAUGAUAACCGGUGUAGUGAUGGGGUGCAUUACGGUAGAGCUCCGGCGAAGAUGCGGUGGAGGGAUGGUGAGAUUGGGCACCAGUAUUUUGUUGACUUGAUGUUGUGUCAUGUUUUGUUGAAUUUAGUGUGUUCAAACUAGGUUUGGUGAUGUAUAUUGUACGUGUAUAGUUGUAUACUACAUUGAAAUUUGACAAAUUUUUAGAACUUCACCAUUUACUUAUUUCAAUCGAACUUUUUGUUCGGCUGAA